AUGUCUUGCAAAAUUUGGUAUAUAUUUUGGCUGUUGGCUUGGAAGAAUUUCCAAAAGCAAAAACACAACAAAUUAGUGCUAUUUCUAUCACUUGUUUUGCCUGUGAUUUCGGCACUAUUGCUUUUAAUUUUCUGUGCCUCGAAUGAUCGAAAUCUGAGAGACUACUCGAACCGGAAGGAAGCGAAGGUAUUGGAGUUGAAUUGGAGUGCGCUUGUCGAGAAGAUAAAUGCGAGACGCAAGAACAUGGUGAAGAAACAGAAAGAUUUUGAGAAAAACGUUUUCAUACCGGAAAUUCGGGUGGCCUUCGCCCCCAAUUCGAAUCCCUCGCUGCGAAAACUCAUCGAUGCUGCGCUGGGGAAACUUUCCAUCGGCCGCGAUAAGAUUGUUGACUUUCAAAAUUGCAACGAUCUGCGGACGCACGCCGCCGGCGAACACUAUUUGGCAAGUGUCUGCUUCCGCAAUGCGGAUGAGUCAAGAAGUGGCCUGCCCGCGGUGAUGCAUUUCGCGAUAAUUAUGCCCUCGGAGCUGCGGAACUACGAGCGCACUUGGAUCGGCGACAGCUGGAAGGAGAGCAGCUUCCUGGUCGAUCACGACCAUGAACAUGAUCUCUGGGAGGCGGAGGACGGCCACACGGAUUAUUUGCAAGAGGGAUUCGUGGCGCUGCAAUACUUCAUUAGCCUGGAAUAUCUACAAACUGCCUCCAAGGCGGAAAAAUUGCCGACAAUCCAGAUGCGUCGAUUCGACGAGAAUCCCAAUGUCCUACUCUCCGACGGACUGGAACCCUCGGCCAUACUGCUCAUCCUUCUCGGCUUCAUGUUCCCAGUGGCUGUACUCAUUAAGUUGAUUGUGGAGGAACGCGAGGCUGGACAGCGAUUCGUGCUGGAGGCGAAUAACGCCAGUGCCACGUUGCAGGUGGCGGCCUGGUUCUUCAAUGCCUUCUUCCAGUUGCUCCUGGUCUCGUUUCUCAUGGCUCUCUUACUGAAGAUCCAGUGGAACGGAACGUCGGCAGCAUUGAAUAAGUGCCCCUGGUCGGUGCUGCUGCUCUUUCUCAUCUCCUAUGGCUUCUCGGUGACCAGUUUUGUGAUCUUCACAGCGGCGGUGGUGCGCAAACCGAGGACAGCAGUGGUCGUGGUUCCGAUCCUAUGGAUUCUACUGCCCCUUCCCUUUCUAUCGGAUGAGGACCUGAUCUCCGAGGAGUCACACGGUUUCUAUGCCGUGGCCACCGCUUUAAUCUGCAAUGUAUCUUUUAGUCGGGGCCUCAAGAAGUUGAUUUACCUGGAAAACUAUCCCGUCAAAGUGCCGUCUAGAAAAUAUCUGAUGUACAAAGUAAUGGACUGUGAUUAUGGAUUGUGGAUGCCCAUCGCAUGCUUCUACUUGCAGGCCAUAACCUUCGUUCUAACCGCCUUGAUGCUGGAAAAUAAUACCUGUAUUUGGAUGGCUCGUACUUUUGGGAAAAUGUGGAAAUGUAAAUGUGCUAGGAACAGAAACCUAAACCUGAUGGGAUCUGAAAUCUCAGGUGAACCGGAGAAGGAAUCUUCCUCUGCGCGCAUUGAAUUUCGUAACGUAUCGAAAAGGUUUUCCAAAAAGUUUGUGGUUCGGAAUUUCACCUUGAGUAUGCAUCCCGGCGAGGUGGUGGUCCUACUGGGUCACAAUUCAUCGGGCAAGAGAACGAUCAUCAAGAUGGCCUAUGGAUUGAUGAAACCCUCUGCGGGAGAGAUCUACCUAUCCGGAUUCAACGUAGUCACUCACAAAAGGCUCGCACUUCGCAGCUGCGGAAUUUCCCUGACUUGCAGCGCUCUCUUCUCCGAGUUCAGCGUGUUUGACCAUCUGGUAUUCUUCUGCCGGCUGCGAGGACUGCGAAGAUCGGAAGCCAAGGAGGAGGUGCGGGCCUAUAGUCACCAUUUGAAGAUCGAAAAGUGGCAGGAGGCACCGGUGAAGCGAUUGAGCAUCGGCCAGAAGAGGCUCCUCGUAUCGCUUUGUGCCUUCGUGGGCCGCACACAGAUCGUAAUACUCGACAAACCCCUCGAUGGCGUCGAUGAGCCCAAGGCCAAUCUGUUCUUCGACUUUGUUCAGGAUCAAAAGAAGAAUCGCUCCAUUUUCCUGACCACCAAUAGUCCCAAGGUGGCCAGCGGAAUUGCCGAUCGCAUUGCCAUUCUUUCGCGGGGCAAACUCUUGUCAUUUGGAACUGAAAAAGGGCUGUGCCAGAACUUGAAUGAGGCCUACAGAUUGACUCUCUAUGGCAACGAGCACUGCGAUUUCAAGGAGGUGCAGAUAUUUUUGGAAAACUUUGUUCCCGACAUCGAGAUGGCCUUCACCUUGGGUGAUUCGGCUGUGUUCCUAAUCAAGAAUAAAAACCAAACGGAAUUGAUUAAUUUGCUGGAGAAUUUGUCGCGAUUCAAGGAGGAUCUGGAGGUGUAUAGCUAUCAACUGGAGGAAUGCAGCCUGGAUGACAUCCUCUACAAACUAUUUACCCGUGACCAAUCGAGUUUUGAGUUUGGAGACUUGGAAUCCCACAUAUUUCCCAUAAUCAGCCGGCCCAGAAGGAGAUAUAUUGCGCUGAUCCAGCAUCUUUGGGAGGUUCUUCGCCAACGUUUCUUGGGAGAUAUUCGAAACCGCUCUCUGCCCCUGAUGAAAUUCACUCUGCCGGCAUUGAUGGUCAUCUGGACCCUUAGCAUGCCGUAUUUCUGGGACAACUGCCAUCAACCGGAGGUGAUUGCUUUUCCCACCUCCGAUCGUCCAUCGGGCAUCAUUCUGAUGCAACAAAAUGGAGGUAACAAGCAGCUAUUAAAAGCCUCCAAGGAGUACGGCAAAACAGGAGUCACCGAAGUUAAACCUCGGCUAGACAUUGCCAAGUACAUCUAUGGUUAUGAAAGGGAAAACAGUCUGUUGUCGGACGUGGACAUUCUGGAGGCGGCCGUAUUUUCCGAGGACGAGAUCGAGGUGCUCUUCAACCAGCGAUGGCAUUUCACAGCACCCGAUAGCUUGGCACGGGUCAUGAACUCCCUGGCAAUUGCCCUCAUCGGUUCCGAUUCGGGGAUCAAGGUGGAACUGGAUCCGCUGCCCUUCUCCACGGUCCACACGCUGCAAUUGCAUCUGAACAGCGAUGGCAUCGACCUGAUCUUCGCCAGCUGCCUGAGCUUCGCCUUCUGCUUUGUUUGGAGCAUCCCGCUGCUCUUCAUGACCCUGAGUCCCGAGGGUCGUUACAACUACAUUGAACUGAUUGCCGGAAUGCGGAUGAGCAUCUUGAUUCUGGCCUUCCUCAUCUACGACAUGGUUGCCGUGUUGCUCGCCCUUUUUCCGGUAAACUUGGCUGUCAUUUGCCUGCAGUGGGACCUUCUAAUGGACACCGAUGUCAUCUUGCUUUCCACCUACGUCCUGGUGGCCAUUGCCCUCUGCGUGCUCAGCGUGAAUAUCCUGAUAUCCAUCGGCAUCUCGGACAUCCACAAUGGCUAUCUGAAGCUACUCGUUUUCUAUUCACUCGGCAUUGUGGCCUUUAUUGCGGUGAACGAACUACAAAUCACCGCCGAUCGUUAUGUGAUUCUCCUGCUCAUCCUGGACUUCCAUCCGUAUUAUGCGCUACUCCAUAAUCUGAUGAGGAUUGCCAGCAUUUCGGAAAGGAUAUGGUUGUGCAGGGAUGGGCAGAUCUUUGAGACCAGUGUUUACUCGGAGCAGUGCCUCAAAACGCCCAACUGCUGUGAUGCCAGUGCUCGGGAGUUCCCCCAUUUCGGGUACCUUUGGUGUAUUUACCUAUUGACCAUCCUGGUGUGGAUCUCUAUAUUCGUUUUCCUCCGAUCGCAAUUGGUGAAGCGCAGGCCACGACAAAGCAAAUACUUUUGGGACAGUGAUCCAGAUGGCCAAUAUGACCAGAAUGUUUUGCACAUUUCGCAACCGAAUGAGCUGGAGGAUACUUGGAUAGCCGAAAAGAUACGUGUUAGCACACUGGAACGUAAUUAUAUAGAGAGCAAGGUGCUGCAUGUGGAGCAUUUGAGCGUGUUUUUCAACAUGAGGGCGGCCAUAAAGCACAUAGACUUCAUGAUCAAUCGCUAUCAAGUUUUGAGCAUUUUCGGGGCCAAUGGAAGUGGAAAGACUGUUCUGCUGAAGACCAUCUUGGGCAUUCACUCGCCCAGCUCGGGAAGGAUAAUAAGCUCGACUGGGGUGCCGUACAAGUCGCACCAGCUGGAGGGCUGCCAUCUGAUGGGCUACAGUGGCCAGGAGGCGCAGAUCUUUCAGACGCUGACCGUAGGGGAGACCAUCCAGUUGGUGCUCCGCAUCCGGAGGUCGAGUGGCGAAUCUUUGAGGGAGGAUGCCAGGAAAUUGUGCAAGAUAUUCGGCCUGCACAAGUAUCGCUUUCAAUUGCUAUCGCUCUGCAGUCGCGGCAUCCUGAAGCGACUGAGCAUUGGCCUCGCCCUGAUGAGCGAUGCCGAGCUCAUCCUGCUGGACGAUCCCUUCACCCACCUGGACGUCAUCGCCCAGCGCACCGUGCUCCGCGUCAUUCAUGAGCUGUCCCGCCUCGGCCACUCGGUGAUCUACACCUGCUCCGACACCGAGUUCUCGCCCUCGGCCCUGCGAAUGGCUGCCCUUAGCCAGCAGGGGAUCGCCGCCAUCGGGGAGCGUCGCGAGAUCCAGCAGAACUACUACUCAUCGUACUAUGUCGUCGAGACCCGCAUCCAUAUGCCCGAACUGAAUGAGGAGCAGCACCAGCAGGAAGGUGGCUUGAAACCAUUUCGAGUCGUCCAGCCGGACAACGAGGAUCGGUGGAGGUACCUCAAGCUGUGCGGGCUCAUCGAAAAAGUAUUUCCCCAUGCAAUUAUCAAGACUGUCGGACCGCCGAAGGCCUGUUUCUGGUUGUCCAGCCAUAUGUACUUCAUGCCCCAAAUUGUCAAAACGCUCCAGAUGAACAAGCUCAACUUCUACUCAUUUUCAAUUUCCCAGCCCUCGGUGAAUUCCAUUUUUCUAACCAUUAGUCCCCAGAAAAUUUAUAGAAAGGGAUUUCCCUACUAAUAAUA
Drosophila takahashii is the source of this 5006-nucleotide messenger RNA. Its product is annotated as phospholipid-transporting ATPase ABCA3. The record is from RefSeq and is a predicted model, not a curated record. Gene Ontology annotation, biological process: transmembrane transport; lipid transport. Lineage: Eukaryota; Metazoa; Arthropoda; Insecta; Diptera; Drosophilidae. Gene Ontology annotation, molecular function: ATP hydrolysis activity; ATP binding; lipid carrier activity. Gene Ontology annotation, cellular component: membrane; intracellular membrane-bounded organelle.